AUGGCCUGGAACACCAAUCUCCGCUGGCGGCUGCCGGUCAUCUGCCUGCUCCUGCAGGUGGCCCUGGUGGUCCUCUUCGGCGUGUUCGUGCGCUACGACCCGGAUGCCGACGCCCACUGGAUCGAGGAGAGGAUGUCCAGGAACAUUUCCAGCGACUUGGACAACGAAUUCUACUAUCGCUACCCGAGCUUCCAGGACGUGCACGUGAUGAUCUUCGUGGGCUUCGGCUUCCUCAUGACCUUCCUGCAGCGCUACGGCUACAGCGCCGUGGGCUUCAACUUCCUGCUGGCCGCCUUCGGCAUCCAGUGGGCGCUGCUCAUGCAGGGCUGGUUCCACUCCUUUGACGGACGCUACAUUCUUUUGGGCGUGGAGAACCUCAUCAAUGCGGACUUCUGCGUGGGCUCUGUCUGUGUCGCCUUUGGGGCAGUUCUGGGCAAAGUCAGCCCUGUCCAGCUCCUCAUCAUGACUCUCUUCCAAGUGACCCUCUUCUCAGUGAAUGAGUUCAUUCUCCUCAGCCUGCUAGAGGUGAAGGAUGCAGGGGGCUCCAUGACCAUCCACACAUUUGGCGCCUACUUUGGGCUCACAGUGACCUGGAUCCUCUACCGACCCAACCUAUAUCAGAGCAAGGACAGGCAAAGUUCUGUGUACCACUCGGACCUCUUUGCCAUGAUCGGCACCCUCUUCCUGUGGAUGUACUGGCCCAGCUUCAACUCAGCUGUGUCCAAUCACGGAGACGCCCAGCACCGAGCUGUCAUCAACACCUACUGCUCCUUGGCAGCCUGUGUGCUCACUGCGGUGGUGCUGUCCAGCGUCCUGCAUAAGAAGGGCAAGCUGGAUAUGGUGCACAUCCAGAACGCCACGCUCGCGGGAGGCGUGGCCGUGGGCACCGCCGCCGAGAUGAUGCUCAUGCCUUACGGCUCCCUCAUCGUCGGCUUCAUCUGCGGCAUCAUCUCCACCCUGGGUUUUGUGUACCUGACGCCAUUCCUGGAGUCCCGGCUGCGGAUUCAGGACACGUGUGGCAUUCACAACCUGCAUGGCAUUCCCGGCAUCAUAGGCGGCAUUGUGGGUGCUGUGACGGCAGCCUCCGCCAGCACUGAGCUGUAUGGGCAGGAAGGGCUUGCCUUUGCCUUUGGCUUUGGAAGUUCCACACCGAGCAGGAACGCAAGCACACAGGGCAAGUUCCAGGCUGCUGGUCUCUUUGUGUCACUGGCCAUGGCCCUGGUGGGUGGCAUCAUCGUAGGGGUCAUUUUGAAAUUGCCAUUCUGGGGACAAGCCGCUGAUGAGAACUGCUUUGAGGAUGCAAUCUACUGGGAGAUACCCAAGGACCAGAAGAGUAUUGUCUUCCGUUCUGAGGACCCCACCCUCAAGUCCUCAGAACCUUAAACUCCCAGGGCAAGUGAGAAGCAGGCUCCACAGACUUUUCCAGCGUUCCCCAAGGAGCCAGUGCCGAUCAAGCUGGGAACAAAAGAGCAAGGCGAGCGGCACUCCACCUGCUGGCCUGGUCCAGG
Physeter macrocephalus (sperm whale) is the source of this 1508-nucleotide messenger RNA. RefSeq names its product Rh family C glycoprotein (gene RHCG). Gene Ontology annotation, biological process: ammonium homeostasis; ammonium transmembrane transport. The transcript has 11 exons. The record is from RefSeq and is a predicted model, not a curated record. NCBI's taxonomy places the organism in Eukaryota, Metazoa, Chordata, Mammalia, Artiodactyla, Physeteridae. Gene Ontology annotation, cellular component: basolateral plasma membrane; apical plasma membrane; plasma membrane. Gene Ontology annotation, molecular function: ammonium channel activity. Bases 1 to 1383 code for a protein of 460 amino acids.